This is a messenger RNA of Myiozetetes cayanensis, 2980 nucleotides long. RefSeq names its product TATA-box binding protein associated factor 5 (gene TAF5). Gene Ontology annotation, cellular component: transcription factor TFIID complex. Gene Ontology annotation, molecular function: protein binding; RNA polymerase II general transcription initiation factor activity. Lineage: Eukaryota; Metazoa; Chordata; Aves; Passeriformes; Tyrannidae. The record is from RefSeq and is a predicted model, not a curated record. Bases 9 to 2369 code for a protein of 786 amino acids. The transcript is spliced from 11 exons. Gene Ontology annotation, biological process: transcription initiation at RNA polymerase II promoter.
GGCGCAAGAUGGCGGCGCUGCAUGAGGAGCCGGCGGAGGUGGCGGCGGCGCAGCCGGACCCCGAGGCGGGGACGCCACCGCCGCCCUCCGCGGCGCCCCCCGCCGCCGCUGCCGCCGCUCCCGCCGCCGUCCCGGCCGCCGCGGCGGAGGGAGAAGCGGCGGGGGGCGCUGGGGAUGCGGCGCCCGCGAAGCCCGCGGCGCCCGGCCCGGCCGCCUCCCCCGCGGCGCUGGACCGGCAGACGCUCGUGGCCGUGCUGCAGUUCCUGCGGCGCAGCAACCUCCGCGAGUCCGAGGAGAUCCUGCGCCGCGAAGCCCGCCUGCUCGGCGACGACCUGGGCGCCGCCGCGCUCAGCCCCGCCAGCGCCGGGCUCCUGGGGGGCUCCGGCAGCGACGCGGACUCCGGAGAGGCGCUGCUCGGCCGGGGCACCGGCGCUGCCGCCGUCGCCAUCGGAGGCAGCGUCGCCGCUGUCGCGACUUCAAGCCCCGGGGUGGCCGCAGUGCCCGCCGUGCCGCCUGGGAAAGUUGGAGGUGCCGUGGUUGUGGAGGAUCAGCCGGACGUGAGCGCGGUGCUGUCGGCCUACAACCAGCAAGGGGACCCGACGCUGUACGAGGAGUACUACAGCGGGUUGAAACACUUCAUCGAGUGUUCCCUGGACUGUCACCGAGCAGAGUUGUCUCAGCUGUUUUACCCUCUCUUUGUGCACAUGUACUUGGAAUUGGUGUACAAUCAACACGAGAGUGAGGCAAAGUCUUUUUUUGAAAGGUUUCAUGGGGAUCAGGAGUGCUAUUACCAGGAUGACCUGCGUGUACUCUCCAGCUUAACCAAAAAAGAGCACAUGAAAGGUAACGAGACCAUGCUGGAUUUCCGAACAAGCAAGUUUGUGCUGCGUAUUUCCCGUGACUCUUACCAGCUCUUGAAGAGGCAUCUGCAGGAAAAGCAGAACAAUCAGAUCUGGAACAUUGUUCAGGAGCAUCUUUACAUUGAUAUCUUUGAUGGAAUGCCUCGCAGCAAACAACAGAUAGAUGCUAUGGUUGGAAGCUUGGCUGGGGAGGCAAAACGAGAGGCUAAUAAAGCAAAGGUUUUCUUUGGCUUAUUGAAAGAACCAGAGUUUGACGUGCCUUUGGAUGAUGAAGAUGAAGAAGGAGAAAAUGAGGAAGGAAAGCCAAAGAAGAAAAAACCUAAAAAAGAUAAUGUAGGGUCAAAAAGUAAAAAGCAGGACCCUAAUGCUCCUCCCCAAAACAGAAUUCCUCUGCCUGAACUGAAAGACUCUGACAAGCUGGAUAAAGUAAUGAAUAUGAAGGAAGCUGCAAGGCGUGUGCGUCUUGGCCCAGAGUGCCUGCCCUCCAUCUGUUUCUACACAUUCCUUAAUGCUUACCAGGGUCUGACUGCAGUGGAUAUUACAGAUGACUCCAGCAUGAUUGUAGGAGGCUUUGCUGACUCUACUGUCAGAGUGUGGUCUGUGACUCCAAAAAAGCUUCGUAGUGUGAAAACAGCAGCAGACCUCAGUCUUAUCGACAAAGAAUCGGACGAUGUCUUGGAGAGGAUCAUGGAUGAGAAAACAGCAAGUGAGUUGAAGAUUUUAUAUGGUCACAGUGGACCUGUCUAUGGCACCAGCUUCAGUCCUGAUAGGAACUAUCUGUUGUCCUGUUCUGAGGAUGGCACUGUCAGAUUGUGGAGUCUCCAAACAUUCACAUGUUUAGUGGGAUAUAAAGGACACAACUAUCCAGUGUGGGAUACACAGUUCUCUCCUUAUGGUUAUUACUUUGUGUCAGGGGGACACGACAGAGUGGCUCGUCUGUGGGCAACAGAUCACUACCAGCCACUACGGAUAUUUGCUGGCCAUCUUGCUGAUGUCACGUGUACGCGAUUUCAUCCAAAUUCCAACUAUAUUGCCACAGGCUCAGCCGACAGGACUAUACGGCUCUGGGAUGUUUUGAAUGGGAAUUGUGUAAGAAUAUUCACUGGACAUAAGGGACCAAUUCAUUCAUUGGCAUUUUCUCCUAAUGGAAGAUUCCUGGCUACUGGAGCAACGGAUGGAAGAGUUCUGCUAUGGGAUAUUGGACAUGGCUUGAUGGUUGGCGAAUUGAAAGGGCACACUGACACUAUCUACGCGCUCAGAUUCAGCAGAGAUGGGGAGAUUUUAGCAUCAGGUUCAAUGGAUAACACAGUUCGUCUGUGGGAUGCUGUGAAGGCGUUUGAAGAUUUAGAAACUGAUGACUUUACUACAGCCACUGGACACAUAAACUUGCCUGAAAACUCACAGGACUUGUUACUGGGUACAUACAUGACCAAAUCAACCCCGGUUGUUCAUCUCCAUUUCACACGCAGGAACCUGCUGCUGGCUGCGGGAGCCUACAGUUCACAGUAAAUUGGGAAGCUGAGACUGCCUGUGCCAAGGCAUUGCAGUACUGACCUCAUGAUGUGAGACAACGAGAAAUGUCUUGUACACAAGGAUCCCCACGAGUCUGUUGCAGGGAAGGUGAAACUGUGUAAAUUAAUGCAGGCAGCACUUCUCAGUUCUGCUGUUUCGUAGUUAUCUGCAGUUUGAAAAUGCUGGGGAUUGACAAGACAUCGUGGCUGUAAAAGAAGGAACUGUUCGUGGUGCUUUUGAUACACAUAUAUGUAUAUAUGAAAUGAGCCGUCUCCUCUCAGAGAUGGCACUGAGCUCUGCUGAAACUUGUGAGAAGUUAACAGCCUUGAUGAUUUUUUUUAAAGCACUUAAUUUAUGGUUAGCAAAGGUUUCAUCAGUCUCAAACACAAGCAAAAACUGUCCAGUUUCAGGAAAGAAGAAUGUAGUUUGAUUCACUGUAUCCUGUGCUGGGCAGCAGGUGUGGUGAGAAGAUCACAGCAACAACCAGGGCAUUGACGGAGCCGCUCCGACACUCCGAUGCUUGUGGUCGUGGCACUGCCGUGAAGCACCGGGCACGGGUUUUAUCAGCCAAGUAGUAAGUCCUGAAAAGAUUUCAAACUCUAUGCUCU